CUCAGUGAGAUAGGAGUCUCUGGCUGGUCACGUUGGGAUCAAGUUCGCUCGCUAGGAUUUUGGGGGAGACACAUCCAGACAAUCACCCCCUUUGACCUGAGAUGGAGUCUGAUCCUUUAAUUGGGACCUUGGACAGGAGCUGGAGUGCUAACCCGGACUUUGGAACCCAAGAGAUUCUCCCCAAAGGCAGAAAAUAUUCCUAUUCUUCCACUGCGUCAUCUGGAUGCUGCAGCCUGGAGCAGGGGGGCCCUGAACCCCCCAAACACGAUGCCAGAUACGGUCCAGCUGGUGGAGGUGGCGGUGAUCUCUGUGUGAAGCAAGCAGUUGUCUUCAUUGAGGAUGCUAUACAGUACCGCUCCAUAGAUCAUCGUGUCGACCCAACAUCUCUUCAGCUUUAUCGAUGGUAUUACUCCGACGUUUGCCAAUGGAUUUUGAAUGUGACCAUAUUUGUGAACUUGGCCCUGGCCUUCGUAGAAAAGCCUUCAUCGUUGUCGGUGACAUCAGACGUGCGUUAUCGACAAGCUGCUUGGGAGCCUCCUUGUGGAGUGACAGAGAGCAUAGAAUUCCUGACGUUCCUUGUAUUUCUUGCCGACGUGUCUGUCAAGAGCUAUUUAGUUGGCUGGAAUGAGUUUGUGAAGAGCAAGUGGUUGUUGUGUUAUAUACUCGUACUCGCUGUCUCCAUCGUUGACUGGACAGUGUCUGUAUGCUUCUUGUGUCGGGAGGGAGUAAGAAUUCGGCGUCUCCUGCGCCCUUUCUUCCUUUUACAGAAUUCCUCAUUAAUGAAAAAAACACUAAAAUGCAUUAAACGGACAUUACCAGAAAUGGCCAGUGUGAUGCUGCUACUGACUUUGCACCUUUGCCUUUUUACCAUGUUUGGUAUGCUGCUAUUUGCUCACGCAAAGGAUUCUAUGGUGGAUGUAGAAUGGCAAAGAUAUUUUCGUAAUCUGCCAGAUUCCUUAACAUCUCUAUUGGUGCUACUGACAACGGCAAACAACCCUGAUGUGAUGCUUCCUGCGUAUUCGUUAAACAGAGCGUAUUCUCUAUUCUUCGUUAUAUUCACUGUUAUAGGUAGCCUGAUCUUGAUGAAUUUACUGACUGCUAUUAUAUACAAUCAGUUCCGAGGAUACCUCCUGAAAUCUGUUCAAGCUUCUCUGCUGAGAAGACGACUGGGGAUUCGAGCCGCUUUCGAAGUACUUUCUUCUCACAGUACUGGCGCACACCCAACUUUUCACCAAAUGGUUUUUGUAGAUUCUGAGACUUUCUUGAACAUGUUGCAGGAAGUGAAAAUGGAUGAAUAUUGCAGAAUUGCCAUUACAGAGAAAGUAAAAGGUUUGUCAAAUGGCGUAAUAUCAGCAGAACAAUUCCAGAAACUCUUUGAUGAGCUUGAUAAGGAUCCAGUCAAACUGCAUCCCCCGCAGCCUUAUUAUGAAUCAAGGUUUCUGCAGAUUUUGCAGGUUAUUGGAAGUCACCGCUACUUUGAUUACCUAGGAAACAUUGUUGCUCUGGCCAAUCUCAUAUCCAUCUGUGCACUCCUAAUGUUGGAUGCCGAGAAGCCCGGUAUCGACCGAGAUGAUUUUGUUUUGGGGGCUAUUAACUGUUUUUUCAUUCUCUACUACGUGGUGGAAAUGGCCCUGAAAAUCUUUUCCCAUGGGUUUAAAAGUUAUAUCUCGUACAAGAGCAACAUCUUCGAUGGACUUCUCACCAUAAUCCUGCUGAUCUUGCAGAUUGCUACCUUCGCUCUGUACAAUUUCCCCCAUCCAGGCUGGAAGCCUGAUAUCCAGGGGCUGCUGUCUCUAUGGGAGAUGGUGCGGCUCAUGAACAUGUUUAUAGUCUUCAGAUUCUUGCGGAUUAUACCCAACAUGAAGGUCAUGUCCUUGGUAGCCGGCACUCUCUUGGACCUUGUGAAAAAUCUAAGGGCUUUUGCUGGAAUCUUGGUGGUGGUGUAUUAUGUGUUUGCUAUAAUUGGAAUAGACCUCUUCAGAGGCGUUUUACCUUCUCCAAAGAAUUCAAGUGUUACGACCAACAAAACCCAGGACAAUGAAACUCAACAGUGUGGCACCUUUGAACAACUUGAAUAUUGGCCAAACAACUUUGACGAUUUUGCAGCUGCUCUUGUGACAUUGUGGGAUGUAAUGGUCGUGAAUAACUGGCAAGUCUUUCUCGACGCCUUUUCUAGAUACACCACGCCGUGGUCCAAGUUGUACUUUGUGGCGUGGUGGCUGGUGUCUUCUGUAAUAUGGGUCAAUCUCUUUGUUGCUCUGAUUUUAGAGAAUUUUAUUCACAAAUGGGAUCGCAGCAACCGCCCCUCCCUGUCGACCGUUCAGGAAGUGGAGUAUCAUAUGACUGUUCAACAAAUGUUCAGGGAGGACCUGGAAGAACCAACAGAUGAAGAACUUCUGGACCGACUACACCACCACCCUCAUCUCCAUUUGUCCAGGUGACACCAGGGUUUGAGUUUUUUUUUUUUCUGGACACUUUAGCAAGAUGUACAAGGACGUAAUGUAUAUUUUUUUUAUUUUUUUUUGCACACUCACUUUGAGCUGCUAUGCCAAAUAUAAUGAUGCUUUUAUUGAAGUCAAGUGUGCGUCCGGUGUAAGAACUGUGACGGCUGGAACUGUGGAGUUAUGAACACUGCCAUCACCCGAUGUGUUGAACACCUUUCCCGGAUGACGUGAUUCCAUUGGUGGACCAUACGAUUUUCUUAUUCUUUGUUUCUGAAAUUUCCAUCUUCUUCAGGACUCGAUCCUUGGUUUCCAGCUGUUUUUAGAAGUGAAUGAAUUGUUGAAUGUCUGCUAA
Molecule: messenger RNA, 2796 nt
Organism: Pelobates fuscus (common spadefoot toad)
Lineage: Eukaryota; Metazoa; Chordata; Amphibia; Anura; Pelobatidae
Gene: TPCN2
Product: two pore segment channel 2
Exons: 25
Coding region: 102-2441 (779 amino acids)
Biological process (GO): transmembrane transport; calcium-mediated signaling; endocytosis involved in viral entry into host cell
Cellular component (GO): lysosomal membrane
Molecular function (GO): intracellularly phosphatidylinositol-3,5-bisphosphate-gated monatomic cation channel activity; voltage-gated channel activity; ligand-gated sodium channel activity
Source: RefSeq, a predicted model, not a curated record